UGUCAUUAACGAGCUCACAGCCCCACAUGCCGGACGAGCAGCCGGAGAGAGACGGACCAACGCACUCAACACCCAUCAUGGCGCUGCGCGAGGAGCUGCAGAGACGACAGUUCUGGCGUGGGGUGCUGGCAGAGACCCUCGGUUCACUCAUUUUCGUGUCGGCGGUGUUGGGCGCUUCGGUACCGGGCCCCGGCGAUGUUGCUCAAGGGCCCCUGUACCCUGCCCUGGCUGCAGGGAUGGUGGCAGUGAGCCUGGGGCACUGUUUUGGGGAGAUGAGUGGAGCCCAGGUGAACCCUGCUGUUACACUGGCCUUCCUGGCCACCCGCCGGCUGGACCUGCUGAGGGCCGUAGCCUACAUCCUGGGCCAGUGUCUGGGGGCCACCCUGGGGGCUGGAAUCCUCUACCUGGCCCUACCACUCAAAUCUGCUGCCAAAUGCUAUGUCAGCAAGGUGUCCUCGGAGGGUAAUGCUGGCCAGGCUCUUGGCAUGGAGGUGCUGGCCACCUUCCAGCUGGUCUUCACCAUUUUCUCUGUGGAGGAGCAGCGGCGGCGGGAGGGGUCUGAGCCCGGUAACCUGGCCAUCGGGUUCUCCCUGAGCGCCGGAAUUCUAACCGCGGGCCUUUUCUCUGGGGGCAGCCUGAAUCCUGCUCGUUCCCUGGGUCCCGCCAUCAUCACAGGAAUCUGGGAGCACCACUGGGUCUACUGGAUUGGGCCAGUGCUGGGGGCCAUCCUUGCCGGGGUGUCCCACGAGUUCUUCUUCGCGGCCAGUGCCUCUCGGCAGAAGCUUGUGGCCUGCCUUACCUGCAAGGACAUUGAGAUCAUCGAGACGGCCAGCGUCUCCCGAUCCUCACUGUCCACCGUCACUCAGACUGCCAUGAGGGCCAAACAGGCCCACAAACACGACCACAACUAAGACCAGCGUGAGGGCAGACCCAUACUGGUGAGAAAAGAUAGACACCCCAUAAUUAUACCAGUAUCAAAUCUUGGACAAAUACGUAUUUGAUUUGGAUUCAAAUACUUUUCUGUGCUCUAUAGAUCUUGCCUGGUAUAAUUGAGCCUGCCAGUAUGACCAGAAGGCAGGGUUUGCACAUUUUGAGAGCAUUCCAUUGGUGCCAAUACACCAGACAAGAUCAGUAAAGCGUAGAAAAGUAUAUGUAUUUGACCCAGGUCUGACCAGUAUUCAUCAAAUACUAAUCAUUCGAAAGAAAGCAUGCAGCCAUACACUGUUCUGUACCAACCAAAGUAACAUGCACAAUGUCAUGUAGGACAAAAAAAAAGCUGAGGCCUUACCAUAGGCUUACCAUAGCUAUGGUGUUACCGUAAGCUUUCCUCCAUAACCAUUAACUAUGGCAGUUCACCACUGGUGAGGGUAUACUGUGAAACGUCUUGUGACAAAUUUCUUAUAAAAUGCACAGUGUAAAUAAGAUUUGAUUAAUUCAUUGAUUGACCACUCUACCCAAACUGCUCCUCUGACUUAACCUGUCAUGUAUAUGUGGAAAACUAAGGUAUUGCCUAUUGCCGGAGAUAACGAUUCCUGUGGAGAAAUCCA
Anguilla rostrata (American eel) is the source of this 1547-nucleotide messenger RNA. RefSeq names its product aquaporin AQPAe.a. Gene Ontology annotation, molecular function: water channel activity. The coding region runs from base 27 to 911 and encodes 294 amino acids. Gene Ontology annotation, cellular component: plasma membrane. The record is from RefSeq and is a predicted model, not a curated record. Lineage: Eukaryota; Metazoa; Chordata; Actinopteri; Anguilliformes; Anguillidae. The transcript has 6 exons. Gene Ontology annotation, biological process: water transport; transmembrane transport.